This is a messenger RNA of Perca fluviatilis (European perch), 8203 nucleotides long. Its product is annotated as zinc finger protein 335-like. The record is from RefSeq and is a predicted model, not a curated record. NCBI's taxonomy places the organism in Eukaryota, Metazoa, Chordata, Actinopteri, Perciformes, Percidae. The transcript has 6 exons. Bases 1634 to 3154 code for a protein of 506 amino acids. Gene Ontology annotation, biological process: regulation of transcription by RNA polymerase II. Gene Ontology annotation, cellular component: nucleus. Gene Ontology annotation, molecular function: DNA-binding transcription factor activity, RNA polymerase II-specific; RNA polymerase II cis-regulatory region sequence-specific DNA binding.
CAAAGAGCACCAUGUCAUGGGACCUUUAAAGAUAACAAACUGGGCUGCAAAACAUGUAGCAGCAUCCCGUCGCUUGCUGGCCAGACAGAGAGGGGACUGAAGCUGUCAAGAGAAUGGAGGGAAUGUUUAAUUCAAGCCGUUGGUACAGACAAGGUGAAGCAACAGCAGUCACUGCGCAAACAAUUGAAAGACCACAGAGAUUCGAAAGCACACAUUAAGGCAGCCGAAACAGUGGAGAUGGCAUCCCGCAAUGAGCUGAGGAGGCAAGUUCAAUCUAUGCACAGGGCUGAACACGAAACUACAUCUCCAGUGUUCCGAACUGCAUACAAAAUUGGCAAGCACCAUUCAAAGACACGCGAAUGGAUGUAAUGUUGCAAGAGUUGAAUGAAGUAAACAUGGGCCGAUUUCUGCACAAGACAUGCCGACAUUAUUGACCAUAUUGCAACGGAGAUGAGGAAAAAGAUGGUCGAUGACAUCAUUGUAAACAAAAGAAAAGUGUGCUUGUUGAUCGACGAGUCUACGGCGAUCAGUGGGAAUACUGGUUUCAACACCUGGCCCCCACACACAGACUGUUCUUCAGGCUGAAACCGAGAAAUGGUUCCAGAAUGUCUCACUGUGUGACAAUCAAAAGACUGUAAAGAGGACAGUUCUUUCACAGCAUGGUGGAAAAUAUGAGACCCAGGACAGCUACAACAACUUCCUCUCAUGUCAGCACACAGGAAAGUUCCUCACAUAGAGGUGGAAGCAAACUGAUGUCCGACUUCGAGGUUCUUCAACCAGAUACUUGGCCAGAGGGAAAUCUGGACAUACAACAUGGUGAAGCAGAGGUCCUUCGCUUAGGUGACACAUUUAAAACAGAGAGACGAGAGAGCAUCCAGGGAUUUUGGGAGUACAAGGAACUGAGGGAGUCCCGGACCCCAGCAGCCCUCAAGCCUCUUCUUAAAGCUGUCCAUACAAUUGCAGUGUCUACCAGUGAAUGCAAAAAGAGCCUUCACUUGCAUGAAUGGCAUUCUAACAGUCAAAAGGAACUCCCUUACUGUAAACAGACUGUCCAACGUGGUGUUCCUGAAAUGCAAUGGACCAGCAUUACAGCAGUUUAGUCCAAUUAUGUGAGAUUAGGGUUGGCAAAGGGACGAAGAUCUGCAGAUGAACUUGCAUGUGAAGCCCCUCACCAUUCAGCAGCAGCUGACCCCAACACAAUAGAUAACUUCCUCACUAAAUGCAUCCCCACACUGCCAACUAAUCCUCUGAAAGCCUGUGCCUCACAAAGACACCAAAAAAGCUGAUGAACCCCAUGGUCCUAGGAUCCUGAUGAGCUGAUGAACAACCCCAUGACAUCCUGUUGCCAUUCUUUUUCUUCCAGAACCCCACAGACUGUGUGAAGUGCAUGUGAAGUGAUGCUGAACAACAAACUGACGUCAUCAAGAGGCGACCCUUGCACCUCGCAAAGAACCACAACAUUCUAGAGCACAGAAAAGACGGCGGACAGUGAAAACAGUCACCCAGUCAGUCCCAUCUCAUAUCAGCCUGUUCACGCCCGGGCACCGCCGCCGCCGCCGCCGCCGCCGCAGCCGCCGUCUGCCGAGCGCAUCCGUCCGUGCAGGAACAGACAGACAGACAGACGGACCUGGCAAUGAUGGCGGACUGUGUUGGCUUUCAAGCGCAAAUCGCCUCGAUUAUAGAGAUAUUGGCCAAUUCGGCAGUGGCGGAGAUCUGCAAACUGGUGGACGAUGGCUACGCGGCGCUGCGCUCCCAGAUGGACCUGGAGCGGGAGAAGAGCGAGAAGGAGAACGAUGCCCUGCGGCAGAAACUGCGAGAAAUAGACGUGAAGGUGCGGAACUACGAGAGGAAGAUGAGGAGACGAAAUCAGCGGGAGGAAAUGCACGCCGUUCAUUUUAGGCCACCCGAAGGAGCUGAGGACCAUCAGCCUGUGGGGCCGCCUCUUCCUGUCGCCUCUCAAGACAAACCCUUUCAUCACAUUUCAAAGCAGGACGAAACCAAGGGGUUGCCACUGGUGAAGCAGGAAAGGGUGGAGAAAGAUGACUGCAACCUGGACCUCAAGGUGGAGGUCAAUAUCAGGGCCGAGUGUGGCCUGUCUACUGCCAUGGAACCAGGUGAGGAACCCCCCCCCAGUGAUAUUGUUCUUAACACCAGUGUCGCCAACAACCCCUCCACCACCCAGACCUCCUCUUCCCCCACUGAUGCCACAAUGGACCUGACCUGCAGGCCUCGAGCCAAACGUAAAGCCGCCGUACUUCUGGGCAACAGUCAGACAUCCGGCUGUGGCGGGGUCACGGCCUCCGAGGCUACUCGCAGGGACCUUGGAGGGACCCUAAUAGAUGGUGCUCUGAAGCCAGAGAUCCAGACAGAUGAUGCCACAGAAGAUGAACUUCAUCCCCCUCAGCUGUCGGCCCCCGUAGCCUCCGAUGAGCCCAGCCCCGACCGCCUCAACAGUCUGGGCCUGGACCUGGCCUGGAUGCAGGAGAGGGUCAGCCAUCUUGGUGCAGCAUACGCAGUAGCACAGCUGGGUUUGGGGAACACAGAAACUGGCCACCCCUCUGCCUCCUUCCCCUCGCAGGGCGGAGGAGACAGUCUAGACGGCCCUCCAACCAUGCUCUUCACAGGUGGCGCUCACGAAAUGGCUGCUUUCGCCGCCUCCUUCGACAUGGCCGCUGCCGCAGCUGCCGCUGCUGCUGUCGUGGCUGCGUCACCUCCACCGCCUCCUCCACCCCCUCCCACUACAGCUCCCUCUGCCACCACGACCAUCCCGAGGCGGCCUUACGCUAGCAGCGCUGCUGCUGCUGCUGCUCAAGAGCCCGUGGUGUGCGCUGUGUGCGGGCGCGUCUUCCCCAGCGCAGCCGCCCUGGAGCUGCACCAAAGGGUGCACACAGGGGAGAGGCCCUACACCUGUCCCCACUGUGGGAAGGGCUUUGCCCAGCCCAACAACCUGCGGGUCCACCUCCUCAUCCACACCGGGGAGAGGCGUUAUCGAUGUACACUGUGUGGGAAGAGUUUCAUCUCGUCCAGCCACCUGAAGAGGCACCGCACGGUCCACACGCAGGAGAAGCCCUACAGCUGCUCGCGGUGCGGACAGUCCUUCAGCCAAAUGUGUAGCGUUCGCAGACACCGGCAGCAGUCCCAGUGUGGUUUGUAGACUGACCGCUGGGGGAGGCGGAUGGCAUCUGGAACUGAUCCUCAUACAGUUUGGGGCCUAUGACGGGUGAAUGAUUGAAAUCCUUUACAUGGAAAUUCUAGCGUCUAAUGUAAGCACGAACAAAGAAGCAAGGCUGUAUCCUGUGAUGUCAUGGCACGUAGAGUUGAUAUUGUCCUAGAUCAUAGCAGUAAUAUGUGAAUUCUGUUUUUUUAAGGCAAAGGAUUUUCCCUGAAGCCCUCUCAACCUUUUCCUACUCCUUGUUUUAAACUGAGAGAGGAUCACAGAGUGGUAAAAGAGUGCCUGAGACAGUGUUGAUAACACUAAAUCCAUCAAAUUGUCAUUAAAUGGUCUUGUUUGUAUUUACAUAGCUAACACAUUUGGGCUGAUGAUGCUGGGACACUGCCAACAUCACAGUGUACCUGCACUGUCCACUGACCACUUUGUCAAACAGGAUGAACAGAACAGGAAUAUUUUGAGCACCUUACAGCUCUAUAGUAUUGAUGUAAUGAGUUGACUUAUAAAAUGACUUGACUUAAAAUACAAUUAAAGUUCAUCCAACGUUAAGCAAAACAAAAACAAAAAUCUAUUCUUGCCUUAUCCUACUGUGAUUUCCAUCUCCAGACACUUCUAGCUGUUGUUUUUUAUAGGACUGCUGGCACUACAAGAUUUAAUUUCUCUCACUGCAAAGUGUCAAUAUCAAAGGAUGCUGAGAUGUCUUCAGUGGAGUUCUGUUUUUUUUUUUCAUUGUUUUUGACUGGAACCAGGGAGAACCUGUUAGCUUAUGCCUUGUUUGCACUGUACGGUACGGCUCUGCCUGACUCCACUCACUUAUUUGGUACCAGUACUUUUCUCUUUUUGUUUUCCACUGCGACGCUGCGCAAAACUGCUGACAUAAUCUUCAAAGCAACACUGGUGGUAGUUAUUGACGAACCGUCAAAUAGCUACCACAGUGUUUUUGACAUUUGGCUAAUCAAAUGUCAAAAAUUUCAGGUUUGUGCAGGUUUUCCAGUGUCACGCUAGUGACGAUUCUCUCUGACCAAUCAGCGGUCUGCAGCGUUUUAACUCCUUCAAGUAUCGACUGAGCUCGCUUUAGUACCAGGUACUUUCCACAAAUUUUGCACAUGGAAAACCCCCCAAAAAAACGAGUCGAGUCGUAGCAUACAGUGAAAACACGGCAUUAGUUAGCCUAGCUCAGUCAAAAGGGAAACCGCUACACAUUCCAACAACAACAAAGCUGUCUUAGUGGCAUGUUUAUGUAGUAAACAUAAUGUAGUAAUGAAAAAUAGAAAAUGUAAUCUUUAUGAGCAGACAGUUGUUACUGAGCUAACCAAUGACCGCACACAGCAUUUCUUUCUCCUCCGAGAGGCAAUUUGUAUCACAGCACAGAGACAAACUGCAAUGGCCUGGGGCCCCCAGCUGAAAGGGCCCCAAACAGCUAUAGAUUUAUUUAUUUAUAUAUAUUUAGGUAUGAAAAAUAUUGAAUUAUGUUACUAUUCUGAUUCAUUCUACCCCGAAACAACUUGCAAAAGGCCCCCAAAGCACUUUUAUGCACCUCAACUAUUUCUACUAAUGACCUACUGUGCACUUAUACUUCAGAGAAAAGCAUUGCACUACUGCAUUCACCUGAUUACCUGAAAUGUUAGUUCUUGAAUGCAGAACUAACCAUAGAAACUGUGUGGUGUUAUUAUUAUAUUUAUAUAUACUAAUAAUAGUUUUUCUUCUACCACUGCCAAUACCAACAUUCCCAGCAUUAUUGCCAUUAGUAUUGCAAACUAACACCAUGUGCCCCAAGCAAAUAGCGUCUUGCUUUACUUUUGACCCUUUCUCUAACUGGGAAUGUUGGUAUUGGCAGUGGUAGAAAAAAGUACUCAAAAUGUUUUUCUGAAGUAAAACUCUUAGCUAUUAAUCAUAAACAAAUUUAACAAUGCACAGUACAAGUCCUGCAUUACAUUUUUUACUUGGCACUCAGUGUAAACACAAUGUAGGCUACUUAAAUUGACUGUAUGUAACUUUUGAAUGUUUAUGAAAGUGUGUAAUGUUCCAUCUCAUUCUGAUCAGAUAUGACCUGUAACAGAAAAUGAGACUAACAGUGAAAAGAACGCCCGCGAAGUCACAGAAUGAUUUUCGGCAGGCAGACGGCGCUACAGUAACACAUUCUGAUGGGUCACAGAUUUCGGUGUAAAACCGGAAAGCCUGUGUUAUUGAGUAUCCAGCCAGGUAAAAGGAAGCUGGAGAUUUCUUUAUACAGGCCUCAUUGUAUUUUACUUUUAUUUUAGAAGUUAUCUGCUGUAUUUAUGGCUGAUACUGGGACAGGACCAUCACAGGAAAGAAGGACAUUUAACGAAGAACAACUAAAAGAUGAAAGGGAAAGUGAAAGACGACGGGCAAAAACGCGAGUCACGCUCGGUCGGGCUUUCAACAGAUGGAGACAAUUACUGGAUUGUAAAUUAUUCAAAACUGACCCUGAAUUGGCCCUCAGGUAUGUAAUAUGUCUAUUUCAUUCAUGAAAUAACUUAACAACGCGCAAUGUGGCCUAUACUUGUGUAAAGCGUUGGUUGCUAUGACAAUCUCUUAAUGCUUUGGCUCGAGACCCAGUGACAGUGAUACCAGGUUUAUCUCACGAGACAUCUAAAGUAGGCUAAGUUACCGUAUGCAACACUGGAAAUGCAACAAUGCAUCUGUAACAUAUUCUCUUAUUGUAAAUGAAUGAUUUUCUGUCCAAGCAAAACAUUCAGCACGACUAUAUGACCUCCUGGUAACACUAACUCAGUAAUCUACAGUUGGGUAAUAAAGCAGCGUAAAGAAAAGACCUUUAGGACAACAGGUGGGUUAAACAGUACCACUUUUGUCCAAAGUGGCCGCUAGAAUCAACACAAACCGAAAGUUACAAAUAGCCACUUUAAAGGCAUACUAUGUAACUUUUCCCUCUUCAGCCGCGCGGCUGUAGUUCCAAUGAGACAACCUGUAGGGGGACCUGAAUCUGCAACAGAACCAGUAACAUUUCUGUCAGGUCAAUGUAGUAGUACAAUAUUUUCCUCUGAAGUAGAAAUACACAGUAAGUAGUAUUGCAUAUUUUUCUAAGUGCUUUGGGGCCUUGUGUAAGUUAUUUUGGUGUAAAAUGAAUACGAAUAGUAACAUAAUUCACUAUAUUUCACAUCUAAACAUCGUAAUUAAUGUAUAGCUGUUUGGGGCCCUUUUACCUUGGGGCCCUAGGAAUUUGCUGACCCUGCCUAAUGGUAUAUACUGCCCCUAUUGUUUUUCCUGUGAACCAGCGUGUACUUUACCGGUGUUUCUGACCUCGAGGAGCUGCAACUUGGGUAUGUGAUGCAACUACGUCAUGGCAGGUGUAUCGCUCAGGACCCAAGGAAGCACAGUGUCGAGUGUAAAGUUGUUUAUGAGCGGUUCUCGAGAUAGGCCAGUCCGCUCAUUCUGAACAGGCAUGUUUUGAACGGGUACUGUACUAGUUUUGCAAAAUGUCAGACUAUUCCUUUAAAGCACUUUAAAUAGUCACAUAAAUGUAAAUGGACUGUAUUUAUAUGACGCAUUUCUAGUCUUAACUGACCAGUCAAAGCGCUUUUACACAGUACAGGAACCAUCCACCAUUCACACACAUUCAUUCACUGUGGCCGAGGCUGCUGUACAAGGUGCCACCUGCUCAUCAGAUAAACAUUCACACACAUUUACACUCCGAUGGAGCGGCAUCGGGAGCAAUUCGGGGUUUAUUGUCUUGCCCAAGGACACUUCGACACUGGGACUGCAGGGCCAGGGAUCGAAAAAAAGAGACCGCUCUACCACGUGAGCCACAGCCGCAUAACUAUUUGUUAAAGCCAUGGACAAAAAUUGGAGGCAGUGCAGAUAAACAAAUAGUUUUCCAUGAUGUAUUUGUCACAUACAGUCCACUCUGUUACUCAUAUUGUUACAGUAUACUUAAUGAGCAUCCCUCUGGAGACAGCCUGGUGUUGAACGGUAAAUGUUGGCACUUGUUGAAUAAAUUGUGUGGCGCAGGCCUGCACCUUCUCAUGUAUAGCUAUGUUUCCAUCCACCUGUCAAUCGAAUUAUCUGAAGUUCGCUAAAAACAUUCGAGAUACAGUAUAUUCUAAUAACACCGGCGAAAUUGUGUUUCCAUCCAUUGGCUUUAAAGUGAAUAAAAACCUGUGUGUAGUGACGUCACAUGCUGUUUUGCGAUCAAAUUGGUAUAUUGAAAUGAUUUGAGACAUAUUAAGGUGUUUCCAUUCAUUUCCGCACUCAAUCGCACAACAUUCAGGAUGACAUUUGUGAACAAAGUUUGCUAGCCAAAAUGGAUCGCGCCGUCUAUCUAAAUUACAAAUGAUUCAUAUUGCACAAGUUGUAAUAGUGCUUAUGUGUCAGCUGAUGGCGAUAAUCAAGCUAUAAGAAGACAACAGCAACGCUGUCAGAACAUUCCUAUGAUGAUGCAGAUGCACGUAAAUGCCAGACGACAACGAUCUAAAAUAGCUGUUAUAUUUGUCUCAUGAAUUAAAUUUAAAAAUUCUCUCCUCUCCUCUUUCAUCCACCUAUAUCUGUCUCUGUUGACAACUGCCAUGUCUGGAAAGAAAGCAGAAAUACGUGGCGGAAAUGAAUACAACUUUUUCUUCUUUGUUUUAUGGCCGGUUGCAACCGUAAAAUGACCUCAAACGUAAUCGCAAUUCAUUAUUGGCCUCUAGGCUUGUUUUCAGAAUUGGGAAGUGAAAUCUGAAUUUUGAGUUUUUAGAUUAGCCAAAUUGAUGCAGGCCUGCAAUGUUUUCAUUCCCCUUCCUUAACUUUUCACAGGUUGAAGCCUGAGGUGUUAACAGUCUUUUUUAAUGUCAAUCAUUCUUUGUUCUCAAUUACAAAUCAAAGAACAAAGGACUGUAAAAACAUGUAAAGUAAAAACAUAUAUAUCAGAGAGUCGUGUUUGUAUGUGUAGAUGUUUGGAUGUAAUUGGCAGUAGCUGUAGGUUGCAGAGCCAACAAAUAUUUUGCCUUUUAGUACUCUUUCAUGACAUGUGUUUAAAAAUGUAUGGGUAUCAUUAAACAUGUAAAAGGUUUGCAA